Molecule: messenger RNA, 1404 nt
Organism: Melampsora larici-populina 98AG31
Lineage: Eukaryota; Fungi; Basidiomycota; Pucciniomycetes; Pucciniales; Melampsoraceae
Exons: 2
Coding region: 1-1404 (467 amino acids)
Source: RefSeq, a predicted model, not a curated record
AUGUCUUACUGUUCAAACUCGUCUUUGGCCUUUGGCCUCAACUUAUUACGUGUCUUCAAGAGUGUCAUCACUCGUACACAAGUAGGUCUCGAUAACAAACUUGUUCCAUCUAUCCUGACUGUCGCUAAGAAGUCAAUUGCGGUCAAUGAGACUUCAUUUGUGACUGCUACUAGAUAUGAAGUCAGAAGCUUGAGGUGUGAACCUCUGACUUUACCUUCAUCUGAACGUGAGCCUUCUGUCACAGAGCAGCUAUCAGUGGACUUUUCAGUCCCUUCCAUUUUGUUCAAAGAUGAAGUUCUCGUCUCGUCUUCAAUCAUCAAAGAAGAACCUUUGAAAAUUAUCAGUCCUCUUGCGAAUGACUCUCUUUCGCAAUCAGCUGUAUUACCUAAUAUCCUUGUCGAGGCCGCACUCGAACCUCUUGCGACUCAGUCCAAACACGCACCUACAACCUUCAGCUCAACUUCUGCCCCCUCUCUAUUUCUGGCUUUCUUAGAAGCUUCACACCUUGAGGCAUCAAACAGAUUACUAGCAGAAAAAUCAAAGUCAGAACCUCUAGAUUUAGGAUGCGCUCAAUUCAACUCUGCCUACUACCGAAGACAUCUUCCUCCAGCCCUGCCUCGAUUGUCUACCAGCAAGAAAUCAAAGAAGGCUUUUUGCUGGAGAGCCACGUUGGAUGCAAUCAUGAAGGAAUCAGGCGAAGAAUGUGAUGAAAUCUUGGAUGAGCUCGUCGAGGAAAGUGGUACUGAAUCAAAUCGAGACAUCUCCGGAUCUUCCACCUCAUCUUCUUCUCAUUCGCGCUCUUCGAGUGUUUCUUCGUACACAACUUGUAUUGGAUCGCCAGUUCUUACCUCCAUCUCAUCAUUCGGGCAACUUCAACAAAAAGACACUUCAACAACAAUCACUAUUCAAGAGCCCAUUUGCAAUCAUCCUGAUGUUACUCCAAUACGCCCAUCACCCUCAUCUUUCUCAUCUUGUAAACAAUCUUCAUUCCUGGAUCUCAUACAAUCAUUGAACCAGCAGAUGAUCAACCGGAUGGAAAAAGAAAAAUUUGAAAAAUCGACUCUGGAUGUGGGAUGUUCACAAUUUAAUUCAGCUUAUUAUAGAAGACAUCUUCCUCCAAGUCUUCCGGCAUUAAAAUCCAACAAAACCUUUUGCUGGAAAUCAAAAUUGGAUCAAAUGAUGAAAGAAGAAGGGGUUGAGGAUAUAUCAGUUGAGAUAGUUGAUCAGAGUACCAUCAAGCCUACAGUGAUCUGUCUUCCUUCAAUUAACACCUCUUCUUCUCAUGUCCGCUCUUCAAGUUUUUCUUCUGAUAUCACAGUGGUGGACACACCUACUUUGAUAUCUUUUCCAAAAGAUAGUUGUCUAUUACCGUCCACUGUAGAGCUGUCAUUUUGUCUGGUUUAA